UGAAAGCUCAUAAAAUAAAAUGUGCAAGAAGCAGAUUCCUUUUUUUUUAAUUGUCAUGCAUUUAUGCAGUGUGUGUGUGAGUGUGUGUGUGUGUGUGUCUGUGUGUGUGUGCACGUGUGAAUUUACGUGCAUCCAAUCCGCUCCCCUUGGGGCUGCUGGGCAUCCAACUUAGGUCUUUUGCAAUAGCAGCAAGUGCUCUUAACCACCGAGAAGUUUACUUCUUGAAAGAAGGCUGCUGAAGAACCAGAGUAAUGUCUGGGCAUAUGGGGAAGGGCAGAAGCCAAGGAGUCAACCGAACUGGUGUGUAUAAGACAGAUAGAUUACUGCUCUUAGCAGAGCGAUGAGCAAAGGCCUGUCCUCCAGUCACACAGCAGACCCAUGAAGAUCUGGUCUCUGUGACGCUGAAGGGGCUGAGAGUAGAGAAUAUUGUAACUGUAAACCAGUAACUACCGUAAGUCAAGGGCUGAUCGGCAAUCUGAAGUGGGUGAACCUGAGACAGGCACAAAGGUGCAGAGGCUGAUGGAGAACAAGGGUAGCCAGGUAACAGCCAAUGUUCAGACAGAUCGUAGACUAAUAGGUUAUUUGAUAGGUGCCGUGGAGAUGACUCGUGGAUUAUGGAUAGUUGAUCAAAGAUAGGAAAAUGAUAGGUGAUUGUGAACUGGUUGAUAAAUGAUUGGUAAACUGCACAUACACACACACACACACACACACACACACACAGAGAGAGAGAGAGAGAGAGAGAGAGAGAGAGAGAGAGAGAGAGAGAGAAUUUCAGAAAAGAAGAAUGAAAAAAGCACCUUGAGUUUAGACAGAUUACACAGAGCACAUGAUGGGGCUGGGAGAAAGCUGGUGCCUUCUACAGUCUUUGCACCUCCUUCCUCCUAUAGCUCCCAGCUGAGCCUUUCCCUCCAGGUUUCAAUCUCCUCCUCCUCGAGAGUCUGUCAAUUUUGAGAUGGUGUUGACAGCCCUUUUUACCUAACUCUCCAUGACUCAAGAGUAGCAGUGCAUUUCCACAGGCAGUGGAACUAUUCCGGACUCUUCCCCUCUUGUGUGUGCUGUUUACUUCCUCUGCGCUUCCCCUUCCUGCCUACUGCUUGGAUCACUACAGCUUUGGUGGGGGUGGGUUGACCUUUCUCUCCACCGCCUCUUGCCAAUGAGCUCCCUCCAGGGGCUGGAUUCCUCGGGAAGGCUAUGUUGGUAACAACAACGGUGGUUUCAUUCUUAAAAAUCCUUGGCCAUUUAGCCUGUCCUUGGCAUCUUGCCAGAUGGUCAGGGAUUCGAAGGCCAUAGCACAGCCCCAUGGUAGCCAGGUGGGUGAAGGGGAGCGAGGACGCGCCACUUGCCCUGCAGAAGAUUCCUGACCUACAGAGUGAGUGACCAGGUGGUCCAAGGAGCCUGAGGAUGGAGGCCAUUCACAUUGGCAUGUCCAGUGCCCCACUGGUGAAGCACAGCAAUGGGGUUGGACUCAAAGCCCACAGGCCCCGAGUCAUGUCGAAGAGUGGACACAGCAAUGUGAGAAUUGACAAGGUAGACGGUAUCUAUUUGCUCUACCUCCAGGACUUGUGGACGACAGUCAUCGACAUGAAGUGGAGAUAUAAGCUCACCCUGUUUGCUGCCACCUUUGUGAUGACCUGGUUUCUUUUUGGGGUGGUCUACUAUGCCAUAGCUUUUAUUCAUGGCGAUUUAGAACUCGGGGAAUCUAAUUCUAACCACACGCCCUGCAUUAUGAAAGUGGAUUCCCUCACAGGGGCAUUCCUCUUUUCCUUGGAGUCUCAGACAACCAUUGGCUAUGGGGUCCGUUCCAUCACAGAGGAGUGUCCCCACGCUAUCUUCCUCUUGGUUGCCCAACUGGUCAUCACCACCUUGAUUGAAAUCUUCAUUACUGGAACCUUCCUGGCCAAGAUUGCAAGACCCAAAAAGCGAGCCGAGACCAUUAAGUUCAGCCACUGCGCCGUCAUCAGCAAGCAGAAUGGGAAGCUAUGCCUGGUCAUCCAGGUGGCUAACAUGAGGAAGAGUCUCUUGAUUCAGUGCCAGCUUUCCGGAAAACUCCUCCAGACACAUGUUACCAAAGAGGGAGAGCGCAUUCUCCUCAACCAGGCUACUGUCAAAUUCCACGUGGACUCCUCUUCCGAGAGUCCCUUUCUCAUCCUGCCUAUGACCUUCUACCAUGUGUUGGAUGAGACGAGCCCCCUGCGGGACCUCACACCCCAGAACCUAAAGGAAAAGGAGUUUGAAUUGGUGGUGCUUCUCAAUGCCACCGUGGAAUCCACCAGCGCAGUCUGCCAGAGCCGAACGUCUUACAUCCCAGAGGAGAUCUACUGGGGCUUUGAGUUUGUGCCUGUGGUUUCUCUCUCCAAAAAUGGAAAGUAUGUGGCUGAUUUCAGUCAAUUUGAGCAGAUCCGGAAGAGCCCGGAUUGUACCUUCUACUGUGCGGAUUCUGAGAAACAGAAGCUUGAAGAGCAGUACAGGCAGGAGGACCAGAGGGAACGUGAGCUGAGGAGCCUUCUACUGCAGCAGAGCAACGUCUGACCCCGGCCGGCCUCUGGGCAUCUCCUAACCAGGGCUCUUCUCAAAAGCAACGGCUGCCAUGAACAUGGGAUGGGUGGCCCUGCUCCCAAGCCACACAGACGUCCAUGGCCAUCUUCCUCUUUGCUAUGGUAGCUGAACAAGCAUUUCUGAAUAUCAAAGGAUGUCUUCAGAGUGCCUGGUCAGAGGUGAAUGCUCAAGUUCAGAUUUUUUUCCCCCCUAAAAUGGACCUAUGUAUUGGAGAGCUGAGAGUAGGAAGAUAGGAGCAUUCCUCUUGGAAGGCGGACGCACAGCAGUGCUGAUAGUGAAUGGACAUGUAUGUCUAUUCAAGAACACCUGCUUAUAACACAAAUUAUUUAUUUAACCCACCUAACAAGGGCGUUGGCGGCUGAGGUCUGAGGUGUAAUUCGCUAUUUGCGUGUCCCACUGUUUAAGGACACACACACUCCUACUCAUGUUCAAGUGCAUACAUUUUUACCUGCAGUGACGGUCAUCUGGUGAUGACCAAAAGAAGCUGGGAAAGCGAGGACUUAAAGCUUGCAGAAUGCAGUUGUCUUGUUUUUAACCUUCUUCCAUAGACCUUAAUUGCAUGGAGUGAACGUAAUCAAGUCAGGAAUCAAGAGUUCAGAAAAUACGUCCAUCUCAUGACUCUAUGGUCCUCAUCACUUCUCGGGGAAGCAUGUACUAAGCCCCCUUUUCCUUCAGAAUGUCCUUCACAGACAAGCCAAACAGCACCAUUUAGGGACAUCCUGGCAACCACACACACAGUCAGGUUUCAGCCAGGCACACAGUGUUGGGGUCUCUGAGUAAUGUUUUCAAUGCUGGCUGUCUAGAUCCACAUGAAAAGAAGAGUGUGUGAGCCCCACGUCCAUGUGUCCUCCAGGUCUGCCCUCCAUCCACGUUCUUAGUCAACACACCCAUCUCUUGGCUGUUUCACUUUCCCCUGUGGACAUACCUUGGCCACAAAGGAACUGUUCGGAAUUACUAAUGUCUCAGGAAUGAAACAGAUCCCAGAGAGCUGUGACUGCCACAGUUGUGUUAAUUCAUGGAUUGAAGACUACAGUCACCACCAAAGAAAGCUGGAAUUAUCACCAACAGGGAGUCUGCAUAGAAGCAUGUAGCACAUGACAGAGAAGAGGAGCCACAGGAGAGGUGUCUGUGAGCAGGAGGACCCCUUGUGCAAGAGCCAAGAGCAAAUGUGUUGUAUAGCUCAGUGUUACAGGGGUGACAUUUUGGCUCUAAAAAAAUGUAGAAGUAUAAUGCCUGCAUUUCCUUGGGAAAGAGAAUUACGCAGGCUAGGAUUGGCUGAAUAGGUAAACACUCUGUGCCCAUUUUACUCAAAUCAGGACAAACUAGACAUUCCCUCAAGUGCCAUUUGACCAUGAAUGUGCACACGCACACACACACAUACACACACACACACACACAAAACACACACAUACACACACACACACACACACACACACACACACUCAAGUGCCAUGCGACCAUGAAUGUGCAGGCAGUACAGGCAAUACACACACACCCCUCUUGCAUUAUGCCAGUGUGUGCUCUGGCUCUGCAAACACAAUCCCAGGCAUGUGGGAUCAAAGGUCACACUAAGAAAGUCUACCACACUUAUCCUCCUGUUUAUCUGAUUCUUUAAGCCAAAGAACACUUGAGCCCAGAGUAACUGGAGAAACUUUAGCUGGAUGUAGCUGUCAGUGUGAACUACUACACACCCAAUCUCAGCUUCAUGUGACCACAUUUGCAAGUGUCUUUCCUUUAAACAACAAUGAAAUGUGGAGAUAAAAAUCUUUGGGUUGGAAUGGAGCUAAUGCAGUGAGAGUCUGAGGCCCAUGGGGGAGAAGCUUGCAGAACAAUUUCUAUUUAGGAAGAUUUAGGGCUCGAGAAAUGGCUCAGUAGGUAAGGGCACCAGUCCAAAUGCCCAACACCCUUCUAAAAUGUGGUUCACCAGCCUGUAACUACAGUACCCUGGGGAGCUGAGACAGGGGGAUCACUGGGGCUUGCUGGGUACCUCCAGGCUCAGUAAGAGACCCUGUCUCGGGGAAUAAGGCAGAUAGAGGAGGACAAUCAACCCACUCCUCUGUCCUCCAGGCAUAUGCACGCCCCCCCCUCCCAUCUCACUGUCUGUCUGUCUCUCUCUCAGAGACAGUUUUCCAUUCUUGCGAACUGUUGGCUGUUGGCCUGUUCAGAUGUCAGUCCCUUUCGCUAGCAAUCCUGUGUAUUCAUGUCAUACACUUACAGUAGAAUCAACAGGAAAACCAUGCCCUGAGGGUGUUUGUGGUGGCUUUUCCAUUGUAUUAUGAAAUUCCUCACCCAAAACCCACUUUGGUGGCCAUAUGAGUCUGAUUGAUCCCGGUAACGCAACCUGCUUCUGUUGUAUACGGUACAAUGAUAACACGUCAGUCUCAAACUCAUCUUCGUAAAAUCACUGAGCAAACUAUAUUCACCCAGACUUGGAAUAUCUGAUAAUUUGAUUUUUUUUGUACUAUACACAUAGAUAUGCAGUGCCUUCAAAACCAAUGUAUGGGCCAGGUGUGCUGGUACAUACCUGUGACCACAGCACUGGGAGGUGGAGAGUUCAAAGCCAACCUCCACUACAUAAUGCCUCCAUUACAGGAGCCCUUCUAACAAACAAAAAAAAAAAAGUAAUAAUGUUUAGGUCAAUAAAUCUUAUUGUAACAUAGUAUUUAGUAAGUAGUUCUGUAGUUGACUGGUUUGAAACCUAACAUUUUCCAGAAUCCCUUAGAUAUUACUUUGAAUCACAUAGCCUCAUGUUAAUAUACUGGUAGAAGAGUUAAGUAGUAAACGUACUGGAUGUUAUCUAGACAGCUUCCUGGUGGAAACAGAUUCAGAAGAGUCAUCAAAACAAUGGAGUGUUUAACCUGAAGAAAGUUUUGUGUUUCUUCAGAAACCCAAUGCAUUUACCUUCUCGAUGACUCUGCGAAAAUUGUCCUUCAUUUGGGAGACCACGGGGCAGCAGACCAACGUAUACCACAAGCCAUGUCUUCUGCCUUGAUGCUCGUGACCCCUGACAAAGAGGAGACGCACCCUCUGACCCAUACAGUGAGCCACUUUGGGUUGAGGGCGGGAGCUAAACAUUGGUUCUCUGUUAUCUUUUUAUUCACAGGGAAAUUAACAAUGAAGUUUGUGGAUAUCUAAAAAUAAAUGCCUAGCGGUGAGAAGAAUAAUAUUCAUUAGAGUGGAUCAAAUAUUUAGACCAAUACAAACACCUGCUUUGUUUGAUCUUUAAUUGAAUUAAAUUUCUACUUUGAA
Molecule: messenger RNA, 5805 nt
Organism: Rattus norvegicus (Norway rat)
Lineage: Eukaryota; Metazoa; Chordata; Mammalia; Rodentia; Muridae
Source: RefSeq, a predicted model, not a curated record